CCUUCUUUUAAAUGGGGCUUUCAGAAGAUAUGUAAACAAUGUUAUCCAAACUGAUGUUUGCUUUUUGGGUUUAUUAUAAAAAAACAAAAAGAUCCAAAACUGAAAAAAAGUGAGCGUUUUCUCUUUUGAAACAGAGGGGCAACGUUUUCUAUUCAUUUUGUCUGGAAGGAGAGGAGAAGGGAGACAUGCACAAAAUUCAAGCUUAGUAAGAUAGAACACUGCUCACUAGUGUUGUUUCUCUUCCAUUUUAUCAAAAUCCUAAAGGUCACUAGUGUAUGUGCUGACUAACAAAUAGCGGCAGAGAUUUUCUUUCAACAUUUUCAAAGCUCCUUUCGAGCUUACUCUUAAGUCAAGAUAUUUUGGAACAGUAGUCUACAACAAUGCAAAACAAAAGGGAUUCUGUUGUCAGUUCUCAUUCGACAUGCACCUAUGUUGUUGGCGGCUCAUCUUGGGAGAACUCAACCGGAUCUCAUAUCCAGCAAUCAAACAUGUCUGAAAGUUUGAGCCCGAAGAUGGGAGUUCUGCCUCAGUACUUAAAUAACGCCAAGCAGCUGAGUUUUCAGUUCCAAGACCAGGAUUCAUCGUCAACUCAAUCAACUUGUCAAUCUUAUCUUGAAGUAGCUAGUGCUGGUGAUAGCACUCUUCAUGAGCAAAGUUUAAUUUCAGCAUCAUCAGGUGGUAAUGAAGUGCACGGGGAGCUUGUUGGAGGUCAUGCUAAGUUAGUCUCCUCAAUGGUAACUCAGUCAUAUGGGCCCGAUCCUUCACAAGUUGAAUUUAACAAAUCAAUCGCUCAGAUUCCCCACCCUUAUGCUGAUCCGUAUUUGAGCGGAGUGGUAGCUUCUCCGUAUGCACAGCAAACUAUGAUUCAACCUCAUACGAUGGCUAUGCUCCCUACUCGUGUUCCAUUGCCUCUAGAGCUUACACAAGAUGAACCAGUCUAUGUUAAUGCAAAGCAAUAUCAGGCUAUUCUGAGGCGAAGACAGUUUCGUGCGAAACUCGAGGCUCAGAAAAAACUCAUCAAAGUUCGGAAGCCGUAUCUGCAUGAGUCUCGACAUCUUCAUGCUUUAAAACGAGCUAGAGGAAGCGGUGGGCGUUUUCUCAACACAAAGAAGCUCCAGGAAUCGAACAGUAUGCCUACAAGAAAUGGACAAGACAUGCACAUCUCCAACUCCGGAGUUCAUCAGCUGGAAAACUACAAAGAUGCUGCUUUGACCACCUCUUGUUCCAAUGUCAUGACUGCCUCCAACAAUGGUGAAAUGUUCCAGCAUCCGGAUUUCAGGUUCUCCGGCUAUCCUUCUCACAGUGCUGGACCCAUACCCGGUCAUGCCGGUGAUAUGCAAGGUGGUGGGAAUUUCCAUCAUCGUCUCUGAAGAUAGAAGAGUUAACUGAUUCUCAUCAGAGCAGUCUUGCAUUUGGUGCCUCAGUGCAGAAAUAAAAGUGGCGGCUUUACCCCCUUGGGAAGUCAUCCUUGGCUCUAUUUACUUUGCUCUUCUAGUUUACUGUUUAAACCAUGGACGUGGAUCGGUUGUCUUGCUGAUAAACUCAUAACUUGCUGUGUUGUUUUCCGUUUAUGUUCCGAAGAAACUUGGUGAAUUGGUGACUGGUGUUGUCAUUUAAAACAUAAGAUAAAAGAUGCAUGGCUUGACAAUUAGAUCAUGCCUUUUCAA
Hibiscus syriacus is the source of this 1667-nucleotide messenger RNA. Its product is annotated as nuclear transcription factor Y subunit A-3-like. Gene Ontology annotation, cellular component: CCAAT-binding factor complex. The transcript is spliced from 6 exons. Lineage: Eukaryota; Viridiplantae; Streptophyta; Magnoliopsida; Malvales; Malvaceae. Bases 381 to 1370 code for a protein of 329 amino acids. Gene Ontology annotation, biological process: regulation of transcription by RNA polymerase II. Gene Ontology annotation, molecular function: RNA polymerase II cis-regulatory region sequence-specific DNA binding; DNA-binding transcription factor activity, RNA polymerase II-specific. The record is from RefSeq and is a predicted model, not a curated record.